This is a messenger RNA of Eremothecium sinecaudum, 1221 nucleotides long. It is a transcript of the gene SLM3, whose product is annotated as tRNA-5-taurinomethyluridine 2-sulfurtransferase. The transcript has a single exon. The coding region runs from base 1 to 1221 and encodes 406 amino acids. Gene Ontology annotation, cellular component: mitochondrion. NCBI's taxonomy places the organism in Eukaryota, Fungi, Ascomycota, Saccharomycetes, Saccharomycetales, Saccharomycetaceae. Gene Ontology annotation, biological process: tRNA wobble position uridine thiolation. The record is from RefSeq and is a predicted model, not a curated record. Gene Ontology annotation, molecular function: sulfurtransferase activity.
AUGCUCAAAAGAUUUGCAGAUAUAUGCGCAAAACGCUCGGUAGAUAGCUACCUUAAGCAAUCAUUCCCUAGUAAGUUCGAUAAUGUGGUUGUAGCAAUGUCUAGUGGUGUUGAUUCUUCCUUAUGCGCUGCCCUCUACUCCAGCUUUCCAAAUGUACGAGGAAUCUACAUGCAGAAUUGGUCCCAACAGGCUGAUGCUCGCUCUAGCGAAGAGAAGGACACUCCUUGCUAUGAGCGUGAUUGGAAGGACGUCCAGAAAGUCGGUGCUCAUCUAAAUAUACCAGUCGAAAGAACGAAUUUUGAAAAUGACUACUGGCUAGACGUCUUCGAACCAAUGCUAAAACAGUACGAAUCGGGUUUCACACCAAAUCCAGAUGUGAAUUGUAACCGCUUUGUGAAGUUUGGAGCGCUGCGCACACUACUGGAUAAGAAGUACGGUAAAGAUAACUACUGGCUUGUUACCGGCCACUAUGCCCGAAUCCUAUCGCAUACAGACACCCUGGAACCACAUUUACUGAGAAGCUACUACGCUGCCAAGGACCAGAGCUACUACCUAUCUCAGAUCGAUCCCACAUAUCUAAGUCGGCUAUUAAUGCCAAUGGGCCACCUGCUUAAAGCAGAAGUCAGACAGUGGGCCUCAGAGCUAUCGCUGCCGACUGCCAGCAAACCAGACUCACAGGGAAUAUGCUUUGUAAAUCAACAAGGGCCUUUUAAGAAUUUUCUAAAGGAGUACUUACCUGCAAACCCCGGAGAUAUUAUCACCGUUGAUGAGCUCACGCAUGAGCGCAAAGUCUGGGGAAAGCAUGAUGGUCUGUGGUCCUACACGAUAGGCCAGAAGAUCGGGCUAUCCAUGCCGCAGGGCGAUCCAAGGUACAAAGGAGCCUGGUACGUCAGCGACAAAAGUAUUAGUAGAAACGAGCUUAUUAUAGUUAGAGGCCAGAAUAACCCAGCGCUGUACAAGAGUGCACUAACAGUCUCGGAGUUCAUCCCUCUCGGACACACAGAAGAAGUGAGGGACAGCAUGGACGACGCAGUCUCUAAAGGCAACUUGUACAUUCAGUUUCGGUCACUCCAGCGUCCCAUAAAGGUAACCCGUUACGACUGGCAGCAAUCAGUAAUUCGUCUGCAUCUCGCCGAGGAUCAGCGCGCUAUAGCUCCCGGUCAGUUCUGCACCGUAUACAGCGGCCCAAGGGUUCUCGGCAGCGGCCCCAUCUCUCCCUAG